AUGACGUACGAACACGAACGCCGAAUCGCAGAGCUCGCAGUGCAACGGGCCUGUCUCCUCACAAAAAAAGUCUUUCACGAGAAAGCAAAAGGCACAUUGGCCAAAGACGACAAAUCUCCCGUCACCAAGGGCGAUUUCGGCGCUCAAGCGCUAAUCAUCCAAGCCAUUGCUAAGAACUUCCCCAACGACGAGAUUGUUGCAGAGGAAGAGUCAAGUGAAUUAAGACAAGAUGCUUCCCUGAGAGCAGAGAUUUGGAAUUUGGUAAAGGAUAUCAAAUUGAAUGAUGUGGCAAGCGAUGAAGUUAUCGGAGGCUCGUUAGCGAACGAAGAAGCCAUGUUGGCCGUCAUAGAUCAGGGAAACUCACUUGGUGGAGCAACGGGUCGAAUUUGGGCAUUGGACCCUAUUGACGGUACCAAAGGUUUCCUCAGAGGCGGCCAAUAUGCAGUCUGCCUAGCUUUGAUAGUGGACGGUGACGUGAAGGUAGGCGUCAUUGGAUGCCCUAAUCUUCCAAUUGACGACUCUGAAGCUCUCACCACGAAUAUCGGUAGUGAGCAGUCCGACGAGGAGGGCAAAGGUGUUCUUUUUUCUGCUGUGCAGGGAGAGGGAGCUGUUAGCCGGCCCUUGACUAAUGCUGGCCUCGCACCAAGCAAGCCUAUAUCCAUGCGUCCAGUUCCAGAUGUGUCUCAGGCUGUAUUCUGUGAGGGCGUUGAGGCUGCUCACUCUAACCAGGAUGACAAUGCUUCAGUCGCAAAACGUCUGGGGAUCACCGCGCCAAGUGUUCGCUUGGACUCUCAAGCCAAAUAUUGCUCGAUUGCUCGCGGUGCCGGAGACAUCUAUCUCCGUUUGCCUAUGAAGAAAGACUACCAGGAAAAGAUCUGGGACCAUGCUGCUGGUGACCUUCUCGUUCGCGAAGCCGGGGGCCAGGUAACUGAUAUCUAUGGCAAGCGUCUUGACUUUACCAAGGGAAGAACCCUCAAGGACAACAAAGGCGUUGUCGCCGCUCCUGCUGCUUUGCAAGACCAAGUCAUUGACGCCGUUCAGGUUGUGCUGAACCUGAAAUAG
Molecule: messenger RNA, 1062 nt
Organism: Talaromyces amestolkiae
Lineage: Eukaryota; Fungi; Ascomycota; Eurotiomycetes; Eurotiales; Trichocomaceae
Exons: 1
Coding region: 1-1062 (353 amino acids)
Biological process (GO): sulfate assimilation; phosphatidylinositol phosphate biosynthetic process
Molecular function (GO): 3'(2'),5'-bisphosphate nucleotidase activity
Source: RefSeq, a predicted model, not a curated record